Molecule: messenger RNA, 756 nt
Organism: Osmerus eperlanus (European smelt)
Lineage: Eukaryota; Metazoa; Chordata; Actinopteri; Osmeriformes; Osmeridae
Product: SLAM family member 5-like
Exons: 4
Coding region: 1-756 (251 amino acids)
Source: RefSeq, a predicted model, not a curated record
AUGACUCAACUCAGUGUGCAAAAGGGAAAGACUGUCACUCUGGACACACAUAUAGCUGGACUCCAGACUGACGACGAAAUACUGUGGAUAUACAAUGAAUGGAUGUUACUGCAGGUCCAUCGGGGGAAAUUACGAAGAACUUCGUUAGAUGAGCGGUUUAAAGACAGACUUCAUCUGGACAGAGAGACCGGAUCUCCCUCUGUGAGAGACAUCUCAGUCCACGACGCUGGAGUUUAUCAGUUACGAACCAUCAGAGGAGACAAAGCUGCUUAUCCCAUAACUAUUAAUCUAUACGUUUAUGCUAACAACGUCUCUUGUACGGUGGAGUGUUCUGUGAAGAACGGGAGAGAUGUGACCCUAAGCUGGUCCAAAGGAGAGGAGAGGCUUUACCAGACCAGCAGUCCUGAUCUCUCCUCCAACAUCUCUCUCCAUCUGGAGAUGAAGGACCAGGAUGGAGACACCUACAGCUGUGUGGCUGAAAACCCCAUCAGUAACCAGACAGUCAAACUCCACAAGACAGAGCUGUGCCCAGGUCUUCCUACUAACACCAACUUUUGCAAUCACCCUUGGGAUAUCCUGGUUCCUGGACUCCUGGUGGCUGUGGCUGUGGUUAUGGUUGGGGCUGUGGCAUUAUACAGGAAGUUUAAGUGGAGGAUUUGGAGCGUAAUGAUGGAACUGCAGAGGCCCUACUUCAUGUCCGAGAACCUGCUCACCAUCCUGAACAAGUCCAACGAGGGGACCAAGACAAUGGACUAA